GUGCCAAUGAAUUACCCUCUCAAGGUAAGUCCAACAUGUUUUGAUGAGUGUAAUAAUAGUGAACAUGUGAAUGAUAAUGAUAAACAGUGAACUUAUAUGCCUCUAUUUUAACUCUCAUAAUCAGAUACUGUAACAAAUGUUGAUCCAGGAUUUUUUUUAGAGAAGGGGGUCACAAUUUUUGUUUAGAAAACACAGAAAUUUUGUGUUUUUUCUGAAACCACAGUAGGCCAAGACUUAUAUCUAGAAAAGCAAUUGUUAAAUGCUUCAAAUUGGAUAGUAAUAUGUGAUCCUGUUGUUUCAAGAAUUUGGGUGUCAGACAGGUGGAUCUGAUGGGGGUGGGACCAAGACCUCUUGGAGGGGGGGGCCUUCCUCCCCAAACCACCACCGAUUUUUAACUAUUAUAGGGUCCAUGAGUUGGGGCUCUGAUGUCCAAUACUGGAAUUGUUUCUCUGUUAGACACUCGACUUUGAAAUUUACAUUCAAGACCAGGCUUCCAAGGUGUACAACUAUGUGUGGUAUUAAUGUGCCUUUAGUUUGUUAUACUUUUUUCAUCAAUAAGAGUUAGACCAAAAUAGCCUAAGAUCUUUGUCUUAAGAUCUUGUGUGUUAAUUGAGCUGCCCUCAAUACAGUUAAACCCUGUGGAGUAAGAGUGAAAGUACCAAUAAACUGCUAUCCUCGCGGUCAUGUUAUUUAUUAUGUUUCUUUUUUAUAUUUCAGCCGUAAGUGCCUACACUUCAGCUUUAAAGACUUCCAUCAUAGGCCAAACGGAGUUCCAACCCAAACUGCUUGCCUCUCGCACGAUUUCCGACGCGAAAACAGACGAAAUAUUCACAAAUCUUCUCAUACAACAUGGAAGAAAAGCCCUGAUUAAGAAUGACGAGACAUAUUAUUCAAGGAGAAAAGUGCUUGAGUACUACGGGAAUGUCAGCGUUACUCCAGUCAAACACUGCAGUGAAAUAUUUCUUGGCAUGAUUGAUGAUCAGGAAAGUGUUAAUUCUAUUCUUGUCGUUGGAAAAGCAGGGAUUGGGAAAUCCCUGUUUUGCCAGAAGGUGAUUCGCGAUUGAACGAACUAUUUCAAGCACGAGAAAACACUGAAAUCCCCAAUUUCAAAUUUGUGUAUUUGCUUACUUUCCGUCAAUUGAAUUUGCUUAAGAAAAAGCAUUUGACUUUAAGAGAAAUCUUAAACUUUUCCUUGGUACUGAAUGACAAAUGUAACAUUAACGACUCAACAUUUGAGUACAUUGUAAAUCAUCCUAAGGAAGUAAUGAUAAUUCUUGACGGCUAUGAUGAGUAUUCUCAGAAAUCCAACAUCGCUGGAAACUUAGAAGAACAGCAUCCCAAUGUCGCUAGACGUAAAAUGCCGGUGGCCGCAUUAUGUUCAAAACUCAUCAAAGGAAAAAUCUUGAAAGGGGCUAUCGUCAUGAUUACCUCGCGUCCUGAUGAAUCGGACGAGAUGGGAGGAAUCCGUUUUAAACGGGACGUGGAAAUUGCGGGUUUCUCGUCAAAACAAGUCAGAGAGUAUAUCGAGAAAUACUUCAAGGACAACGAAAGUAUGAAGAACGCUGUACUUAGACAUGUGAUGAACAAUGAGACCCUGGUCAGUUUUGCUCAUAUUCCUAUGCUGUGUUAUCUGUUGUGCUUCGAGAUGGAGUAUACCCUAACCGAAUCAGGAAAUCCUCAAGACCUUCCCGUCUCAACAACCGACAUUUACACCAAACUUGUUGAUAUAUUUGAACUUAAGCACUGCGCCGACUCAGAAUACAGACAGAAAGAAAUUCCUGAGCACUUCAAGCCCCCUCCUGUCAUCAAGAACACAUUAGAGAAAUUGUCAGAGCUAGCGGCUAAACUGCUGGUUAAAGAAAAGCCAACUUUUGAUGAAAGCGAGAUGGAAGGCGAUUUUGAAGCGGAAGAAGUCAACAAACUGAAAGGUAGCGGUCUUCUUUACUGUGGUCAGCCUUUCAGGACUGCACCGAUUACAACCACGAAACACUUUAGCUUCACACAUCUGACCGUCCAAGAAUUCUUGGCCGCUCGUUGGUUUGUAAAGGAAAAUUGUGUUCCAGACGCGAAAUGCUUUAAUAUGGUUUUCCAAUUCAUGGCCGGCGUUUUAUCGAGUGAGGGAAACGAGGAACUGAUGGAAAAACUAUUAGAUUCACGCCUCGUAGAUUCCAAUCUUAAAAUGACGUGUCUGACUGAGUAUCAAAACAAAGAAUUUGCCAAAAAAUUCAUCAGGAAUAAUCCGCAAGCCUUUUGUAAUUCAGACGGCGUCAUGGUUUUUGAGGGUUUAUCAGAUGUGGACUGCAUUGGAGUAUCAUUUGUGUUGGACAUUAUUAGUGAACUAAAUAAAGAGGAAGCUGGAGAGGCACAACACAAAUGUUCUGAUAAGUUCGUCACAGUUAAGGAGUUACAUCUUUGCGGAUCACAGCUAACACUGUCUGGAAUACAACGAGUCUGUAAUUCACUAAACAAUGAACACUGUCUUGUGUCUGAACUGGUCUUAUUCUACAUUUACUUGACUGAUGAACAUGUUGAUGUUAUUAAUAGGUUAGUAGUAAGGAAGUUAACCAAAUUAAGUCUAGUGACCACUAAUAUCACUGAUACCGGUGUGGCCAGUCUAUGUGAAGCUUUACAGCAUCCAAGCUGUAAGCUAACCACACUAAAUCUGCAGGGUAGUUCUAUCUCUGAUACCGGUGUUGCCAGUCUAUGUGAAGCUUUACAGCAUCCAAGCUGUAAGCUAACCACACUAAAUCUGCUGGGUAGUUCUAUCUCCCAUACCGGUGUUGCCAGUCUAUGUGAAGCUUUACAGCAUCCAAGCUGUAAGCUAACCACACUAUAUCUGCAGGGUAGUUUUAUCACUGAUACCAGUGUUGCCAGUCUAUGUGAAGCUUUACAGCAUCCAAGCUGUAAGCUAACCACACUAAAUCUGCAGGGUAGUUUUAUCACUGAUACCGGUGUUGCCAGUCUAUGUGAAGCUUUACAGCAUCCAAGCUUUAAGUUAACCACACUAACUCUGCCUGCGUCCCUUAGUUCUGAAUAUGGCGCAAUUCUUAAAGCUAUCACUCAGAGACACCGACCAGCUUUAAACCUGUCUUUUAAGGGGGUUCUAAAACUUAUAUAGUUUCAUCAAUUUUUAGUAGAUUUUUAUAUUUAAACAAAAUAAAUAGUUGCAAGUCAAAUCUUAAUUUUGGGUCAAAGAGACUUACCAGGUAGAC
Pocillopora meandrina is the source of this 3212-nucleotide messenger RNA. NCBI's taxonomy places the organism in Eukaryota, Metazoa, Cnidaria, Anthozoa, Scleractinia, Pocilloporidae. The record is from the annotation of a GenBank genome assembly.